CCGUGAUCGCUCGCACAGGGAGAUGUUGAUCAAGGUCAAGACGCUGACGGGCAAGGAGAUCGAGCUUGACAUCGAGCCCAGCGACACGAUUAUGAGGAUCAAGGAGAAGGUAGAAGAGAAGGAGGGCAUCCCACCAGCUCAGCAGCGCCUGAUCUUCUCGGGCAAGCAGAUGGGAGAGGAGAAGUCUGCGCAAGAGCUCAACAUCGUCAGCGGAUCUACGCUACAUCUCGUGCUCGCGCUUCGUGGCGGCCGAUAG
Mixia osmundae IAM 14324 is the source of this 256-nucleotide messenger RNA. RefSeq lists its product as uncharacterized. Gene Ontology annotation, molecular function: protein tag activity; ubiquitin protein ligase binding. Gene Ontology annotation, biological process: regulation of proteolysis; modification-dependent protein catabolic process; protein neddylation. The coding region runs from base 23 to 256 and encodes 77 amino acids. The record is from RefSeq and is a predicted model, not a curated record. Lineage: Eukaryota; Fungi; Basidiomycota; Mixiomycetes; Mixiales; Mixiaceae. Gene Ontology annotation, cellular component: cytoplasm; nucleus. The transcript is spliced from 4 exons.